Molecule: messenger RNA, 459 nt
Organism: Marchantia polymorpha subsp. ruderalis
Lineage: Eukaryota; Viridiplantae; Streptophyta; Marchantiopsida; Marchantiales; Marchantiaceae
Source: the annotation of a GenBank genome assembly
AUGCAAAGCAGGGGGCUGGGGCUCGAUGGCGCGGAUGCGCUCUGCCGAUUCGCCCCGACGGUUAUGAUUGGCACCAUCGCGCAUGCGGCAGGGGCCAAAGCAAUCCGUUCCCUCGUCGAGUCUGUCGUGACGCGCGGGGGAUAUCGCCCCGCCAGCCAGCCAGCACCGCAUCGCAUCGCCUCGCCUUGCCACGUCCCUUGCCCCCUCCCCUCCCCCCUCCCCCCUCCCCUGGCAGCUCAGCAAAGCAGCGAAUCGCAGCCCCCUCUGAAAGCGAGCGAGAUGGCACGAGGGGCAAGAAGCCCCCGACGACGGGAAAGCAAGCGGGCCUUCCAUCCAUCCACCCCUCGUACCCCCUCCCGAGGGCGAGACGCGACAGCGCGAGCCCUAGGGAAAGGGGACGGGGAAGAAAAGAAGCGGUGCGCCGGGAGGCAGCAGACAGAGGAAAAGAACAAGUGUUAG